Acanthochromis polyacanthus (spiny chromis) is the source of this 1676-nucleotide messenger RNA. RefSeq names its product C-type lectin domain family 18 member A-like. The coding region runs from base 190 to 1524 and encodes 444 amino acids. The record is from RefSeq and is a predicted model, not a curated record. Lineage: Eukaryota; Metazoa; Chordata; Actinopteri; Pomacentridae. The transcript has 12 exons.
CUCCAGCAGCCUGAGAGUCCUUGUGAGAACAGAAAGCUCAACUUUGACAUGUGCUUGGCGCUGCAGCAGGAGGUGAAGCUCGUUAGCCGGUGAGCAGCGAGGAGGGAGGAGAGGAGAGGAGAGGAGCCGGGAGGCAGGGUGACUGGGAACAAGUGGCCACUGUUGUUCAGAACGCUUCAGGAGUUUAUCAUGAGGUUUCCAACAGCCCAUCGGUGCUCGGAUCUGUUUAUGGUUUUGUUUCUGCUGCCCUCUCUCACCUCACAGAACCGGAUUACGGCAGAGACACCGGACCGUCAGAUGCUCUCCUCCUCCGGGCUCGGGGUGAAGGAGCACUCGCAGAUUGUUGCCCAGCACAAUAGACUGCGCAGCCGGGUCAAACCCAUGGCGGCUAACAUGCAAAAAAUGGAGUGGAAUGAGAAGUUGGCAGUACUUGCAAAGGAGAGAGCUGCAUUGUGUCACGCAGAGCCUUCACUUGAACGCUCCUCGUCUUUCAGUCACACCGGCUGGAACACACAUCUUUCUGUUUACGGUGUCACAUCAUUUUCUAACAUCAUUGACUCGUGGUUUGAGGAGGGAAACGAUUUUCUCUACUCGAGCGGGCGAUGCAGAGAAAAUGCCACCUGUCAGCACUAUACACAGCUGGUCUGGGCUACUUCAAGUCACUUGGGAUGUGCUAGUCAGCUGUGUCUGAAAGAUGGGGAACUGUGGGAGACAUUUGCCUGCGCGUAUUACCCUGGGGGUAACUGGGAGGUGAAUGGUCAGCUGGUGAUGCCCUAUAAGUCGGGGCUGUACUGUUCACUCUGCACCUCCUCCAUGCCUGGCUGUUUUCGACUGUGGGACCAUGUAGGUGGACUAUGUGAGGUUCCAAAGAAUCCAUGUCGUAUGAGCUGUGGUCAACACGGUCAUCUUAACGUAUCGUCCUGCAAAUGCAAGUGUGACCUUGGCUUCACUGGACGCUUCUGCCAAGUUCGAUGCAGUGUGCAGUGUGUUCACGGUCGUUUCAAAGAAGAAGAAUGCUCCUGCUUGUGUGAUGUUGGCUAUGGUGGUGCUGAAUGUGCAGAGAAGGUGCAGUUUCCCUUCCACCGCUGUGAUGUCAUGAUAGAUGGAAACUGCUUCACGGUGUCUUCAGAAGCUGAAACCUUCUACGGAGCCAAAAGUCACUGUCAGGAACUAGGAGGCUCUUUAGCUCAGAUCCAUAGUCAGAAGGUUCAGGACAUCCUGGCGUUUUAUCUCACUCAGCUGGAGACGAGCAAUGAAGUCACGAACACUGACUUUGAAACACGAAACUUCUGGAUAGGUUUGACUUAUAAGCCUCCGAAAGACUCAUUUCGCUGGGACACAGGAGAGAUCCCAACAUUCAGCAGCUUUGCCUUUGGACAGCCUGACAACCAAGGGUUUGGAAACUGUGUGGAGCUGCAGGCGUUAAGUGCCUUCAACUGGAAUGACCAGCGCUGUAAAACACGGAACCGAUACAUCUGCCAGCAUGGUGCAGAGCAUAUUUCCCAGUGGGACGAUGGCAGCUGACCUGGAUUUUCUCUUCGAGGUGAAAUAGGUGUGCGAUGUGUUACAAUGAGCACUGUUGUGUGUCUGGAUCAGUGUAGUUUAGAUGUACUGUAUAUACUUUACAUGCUUGAAUGUUUUAUGUAAAUGUUUUAUCAUUAAAUGCUUGUAUGCUA